AUGUGUUGGGCUAAAGUAAAAACAUCCAAAGCUCUCUUUUCGCCUUUGACAACCUCAUCUCAUGCCAAAAAUGUUAUAAAGGCAAAACCUUAGAAAACUAGUAGUGGGUUUUUUUCAGUUAGUGUUGCAUUUGUUUCUUUGUUCUUGUUUUUGUUUUUGUUUUCAAUCUAGGUUGUAGUAUGGAAGGUGGUGAUAUUUGUAGAGCAAGUAGUAGCUUAAGAACAAACAGUUCUUCAAUUUGGAGGAACAAUGGUGUUGAGAUUUUCUCGAGAUCAUCUCGAGGAGAGGAUGAUGAAGAAGCUCUGAAAUGGGCUGCCAUUGAGAAACUUCCCACUUUUAAUCGUUUGAAAAAAGGGUUGUUGAAAGAGUCACUUGGUGUAGCCAAUGAAGUUGAUGUUCAGAAUCUUGGAUUUCAAGAAAGAAAGGAUUUGAUUGAGAGGUUGGUGAGUAUAGCUGAUGAAGAUAAUGAAAAGCUCUUGUUGAAGCUCAAGAAUCGAAUUGAUAGAGUUGGAAUUGAAAUGCCAAGAAUUGAAGUGAAAUUUGAGAGGCUUAAAGUUGAAGCAGAAGCUUAUGUUGGUAGCAGAGCCUUGCCUACUUUCUUUAACUUUUCUGUUAAUAUACUGGAGGGUUUUUUGAACUAUCUACAUAUGCUUCCAAGUAGAAAGAAGCAAUUGUCUAUCCUCAAUGAUGUCAGUGGAAUCAUCAAACCCUGCAGAAUGACUCUGCUUUUAGGUCCUCCAAGUUCUGGAAAGACUACACUGCUGUUGGCUUUAGCCGGAAAGCUUGAUACUGAUCUUAAGGUUUCUGGGAGGGUGACUUUCAAUGGCCAUGAAAUGCAUGAGUUUGUACCGCAAAGAACUGCUGCAUAUAUCAGUCAACACGAUCUCCAUAUCGGGGAAAUGACUGUGAGAGAAACCUUGGCAUUUUCAGCAAGAUGCCAGGGUGUUGGAUCCCGUUAUGAGAUGUUAGCAGAGUUGUCAAGGAGAGAGAAAGCAGCAAAUAUUAAGCCUGAUCCUGAUAUCGAUAUCUUCAUGAAGGCAAUAGCAACAGAAGGGCAAGAGGCAAGUGUGGUCACAGAUUAUAUUCUAAAGGUUUUGGGUCUGGAAGGUUGUGCAGAUACCAUGGUUGGAGAUGGAAUGAUACGAGGUAUCUCUGGAGGACAAAGGAAACGCGUCACAACAGGUGAGAUGCUGGUUGGACCAGCAAAAGCCCUUUUCAUGGAUGAGAUAUCUACUGGUUUGGAUAGUUCGACAACUUUCCAAAUUGUGAAGUCCCUGAGGCAGUAUGUCCACAUUCUCGAAGGAACAACUCUCAUCUCUCUCCUGCAGCCGGCACCAGAGACUUAUGAUCUAUUUGAUGAUAUCAUUCUGCUAUCUGAUGGUCAAAUUGUUUAUCAGGGUCCCCGUGAACAUGUGCUUGGGUUUUUUGAACAAAUGGGCUUCAAAUGUCCAGAGAGGAAAGGCGUGGCUGACUUCUUGCAAGAGGUGACGUCAAAGAAAGAUCAAAGGCAGUAUUGGGCAUGUAAAGAUGAACCUUAUAGUUUUGUUGCAGUCAACGAAUUUGCUGAGGCAUUCAAGUCUUUCCAUGUUGGUCAGAUGCUUGGAGAUGAGAUUGCAGCCCCAUUUGACAAGACACAAAGCCAUCCAGCUGCUUUGACAACAAGAAAGUAUGGUAUUAGUAAGAAGGAACUCUUAAAAGCUUGCACCUCAAGAGAACUCUUGCUGAUGAAGAGGAACUCAUUUGUCUACAUCUUCAAGCUCAUGCAAGUUACUGUUAUGGCAUUGAUUACAAUGACACUCUUCCUACGAACUGAGAUGCACCGAAAUUCAGUAACUGAUGGAGGAAUAUACACUGGUGCUAUGUUUUUCACUGUGAUUAUGAUCAUGUUUAAUGGGUUAUCAGAAAUUUCCAUGACAAUUGCAAAGCUUCCUGUCUUUCACAAGCAAAGGGACCUUCUCCUUUAUCCCCCAUGGGCAUAUGCUUUUCCCACAUGGCUUCUCAAGGUGCCUGUUUCAUGUGUUGAGGUUGCCUUUUGGGUGCUCUUUACUUACUACACAAUUGGAUAUGAUCCUAAUGUGGGGAGAUUGUUUAGACAGUACCUGUUACUCUUACUUGUAAACCAGAUGGCUUCUGCAUUGUUCCGAUUUAUUGGGGCAGCGGGUAGAAAUAUGAUUGUCGCAAACACGUUUGGAUCAUUUGCAUUGCUCAUGCUUUUUGCAUUGGGUGGUUUUAUCUUAUCACGAGAGAAUGUAAAAAAAUGGUGGAUAUGGGGUUACUGGAUGUCGCCAUUGAUGUAUGGACAGAAUGCAAUUCUAGUAAAUGAGUUCCUAGGGAAUAGUUGGAGACACGUUCUCAAAAAUGAAACAGAAUCACUAGGAGUAGUGGUCUUGAAGUCUCGAGGGUUCUUCCCUGAUGCAUACUGGUAUUGGCUAGGAGUUGGCGCAUUGCUUGGAUUUCUUUUCCUAUUCAACUUCUGUUUCACUCUGGCUCUCACUUAUCUCAACCCUUUUGGGAGGUCUCAAACUGUUAUACCAGAGGAAAGUCAAAGCAAUGCAAAUGAUGAUCGAAGUGGAGAAUCCAUUCAACUAUCGUCUAGGGCAAAUAGCUCUGUUGGGCGAACUGUAUCCAAAGAGAGAGGAGAUCAGAUUAGAAGGAGAAAUAUCACGUCUGAGUCCUCAUCAGCAAGGACAAUAGCCAAUGUUGACGCCAACAAGAACAGAAAGAAAGGAAUGAUUCUUCCAUUCGAACAACAUUCCAUCAGCUUUGAUGAAAUUAAAUACUCUGUUGACAUGCCUCAGGAGAUGAAAGAGCAGGGUGUAGUUGAAGAUAAGCUAAUGCUUCUAAAGGGUGUAAGUGGAGCUUUCAGGCCAGGUGUUCUGACGGCCCUAAUGGGUGUAAGUGGUGCAGGUAAAACAACCCUAAUGGAUGUACUGGCAGGUAGAAAAACUGGGGGAUAUAUUGAAGGUAACAUUACAGUUUCCGGCUAUCCAAAGAAGCAAGAAACAUUUGCUCGAAUUUCUGGUUACUGUGAACAAAAUGACAUCCAUUCUCCUCAUGUUACCAUCUAUGAGUCAUUGCUUUACUCAGCUUGGUUGCGGUUGCCUCCAGAAGUAAAUUCUGAAACUAGAAAGAUGUUCAUUGAGGAGGUAAUGGAACUUGUGGAGUUGACUUCAUUGAGGGAUGCACUCGUUGGAUUGCCUGGUGUUAGUGGUCUUUCAACUGAGCAGCGGAAGAGGCUAACAAUUGCUGUUGAGUUAGUUGCUAACCCCUCCAUAAUUUUCAUGGAUGAGCCAACUUCAGGGCUAGAUGCAAGAGCUGCUGCAAUUGUGAUGAGAACAGUUAGGAACACUGUUGAUACAGGAAGAACAGUUGUGUGCACCAUCCAUCAGCCAAGCAUUGACAUAUUUGAAGCUUUUGAUGAGCUUUUCCUAAUGAAGCGAGGAGGCCAAGAGAUUUAUGUGGGGCCAUUGGGUCGACGUUCUUGCCAUCUAAUCAAGUAUUUUGAGGGAAUUGAAGGAGUAAGUAAAAUCAAAGAUGGCUAUAACCCAGCAGCUUGGAUGUUGGAAAUUACUGCUUCAGCCCAAGAAUUGAUUCUAGGGGUUGGUUUUGCUGAAGUGUACAAAAGUUCUGAACUGUACAGGAGAAACAAAGCCCUAAUUACAGAAUUGAGCACACCUUGUCCUGGUUCAAAGGACCUCUAUUUCCCUACUCAAUAUUCAAAGUCUUUCUUCACCCAAUGCACGGCUUGUCUAUGGAAACAACAUUGGUCAUAUUGGCGUAAUCCACCAUACACUGCAGUAAGAUUUCUCUUCACAACCUUCAUAGCACUGGUGUUUGGUACGUUGUUUUGGAAUCUUGGUUCCAAAAGGACAACACAACAAGAUCUGUUCAAUGCGAUGGGUUCUAUGUAUACUGCUGUUCUCUUCCUAGGGAUCCAAAAUGCCUCAUCAGUGCAGCCAGUGGUGGCUGUUGAACGAACAGUCUUUUACAGAGAAAGAGCUGCCGGAAUGUAUUCUGCCAUGCCAUAUGCCUUUGCUCAGGUUAUUAUCGAGCUUCCACAUAUCUUCGCACAAGCUAUAGUAUAUGGUGUUAUAGUUUACGCAAUGAUUGGAUUUGAAUGGACCGUUGCUAAAUUAUUUUGGUACCUAUUUUUCAUGUACUUCACAUUAUUAUACUUCACCUUAUAUGGCAUGAUGACCGUGGCUGUGACUCCAAACAACAACAUUGCUGCUAUCAUUGCCUCAGCAUUUUAUGCAAUAUGGAACAUCUUUUCGGGAUUUGUAGUACCUCUAUCUAGAAUUCCGAUCUGGUGGAGAUGGUAUUAUUGGGCGUGCCCAGUUGCUUGGACCUUGUAUGGCUUGGUUGCAUCACAAUUUGGAGAUAUAGAAGACACACUCGACACCAAUGAAACAGUGAAAGAUUUCUUGAGGAAUUACUUUGGUUUCAGACAUGAUUUUGUAGUAGUUGCUGCAACUGUAGUGGUUGGAUUCACAGUUCUUUUUACAUUCAUCUUUGCCUUCUCUAUAAAGGCAUUUAAUUUCCAAAGGCGAUAACAUGUUUUUACAACAACAGUGGAUUUGCACUUGAUAUUGGCAAGCUGGACGACCCAACCUUUGAUGAGGCCUAAGGCGAAAUCUCAAUUAAAUGCUCUUUUAAUAUUUGAAUAUUAAUUUUUAUAUUGUGGAAUAUUUUGUGUAAAAUUUAUUUUCUUUUUCAAUUAUUGUAACUAAAAUUCUUGAUUUUAAUAUUAGGAGCACUUUUGCAUAA
Molecule: messenger RNA, 4767 nt
Organism: Camellia sinensis
Lineage: Eukaryota; Viridiplantae; Streptophyta; Magnoliopsida; Ericales; Theaceae
Product: pleiotropic drug resistance protein 1
Cellular component (GO): membrane
Molecular function (GO): ATP binding; ABC-type transporter activity; ATP hydrolysis activity
Source: RefSeq, a predicted model, not a curated record